AUGUGUGUUAUAAUCCGGCAUUUUUGUAGAUCUCCGACGUGUGGUUUGGUCAUGAAGGCACCGGUUGUUCUUGUGGUUGUCAUUGUUCUCUGUCAUAGCAUCAAGGCAGGUGGGUUUACACCACGGGAAACACGAACAAGAAGAGUAUUAUUUUUGCCAAAGCUAUAUCGUUUUGUAAUUACUAAGCUUUGUCCAAGUUGUUUAUUCCCUCCAUGGAUAAAUCUUCCAGAAUGUAACCUCAUAUUCAUGAUUGAUAGAAAGUUAUAUUAAUUAAAACACCAUGAAUAUUUCCUUGCAGUUUAGGUCCUGAAAUAAGAUUUGUGUGGCUGAAAGCCUUAUCUCUAACCAUCUUACAUUCAUUUAGAGAAUUUUCAGAGUCACUUAGCAACGAGUUGAUAAGCAUUCAUUCAAUGGCAAAGUGAGGACGUUGAUAAUUUCUUGUUGGUAAUAUAUUUAGAUAGUUUUUGUUAAAUGAACCAUUCAUCGGAGAAAUUUAUAGUACAAUUGAAGAAGACGUACAAGUACUCCCCUGAUCUUAUACGGCAGAGAAAAUAUGUAAGAGGUAAUUGAGCCCAUUUGGAGCUGCUUGAGAGACUACUAUGAUCCACAGAACAAAACUAUUGGGUGGUCAAAGAGUUACAUACAAAGUACCUUCCAAUUCUUUAAAAGUAAUGCGUGCAUUUGUUCCGCCUCGAAAACAUAACCAUGCAGAUGCAACAUAAAAUCAGAUCUAGGUAAAUACAACAAAACCAACCUUCCCCUCUGCUAUGACGCCGCACUCGUGAGCGGAGAUCGGAGUAAGGAGCUGUUGCUUAGAUCCAUCUGCUGGAGUCCUGAAUUCAGGAAUGUCGUCGAGAAGUUCUUUUACUUGAAACAUUUGUCUCCCUAUAUCUUUUUUAUCAUUUGUAAGCGCUUUAUAGUCGAGUUUAGUUUAUACGGGCAAACAUUUCCUGAAAAAAUUUGAGUUGUUAGUUACCUGGUGGGAGAAGAGAUGGUUUAGAGAUCACCACAAUGGACUUAAGGUCGAGCGGUGUUGGUUUGACCAUUGGCUGGGUCAUUGUUCUGUGCUCUAAGGAAAUGUGCUUUACCCUGAUAGUGCCUCCAUUCAUCCAGGAGUAUUAAUUGGUACCGCAAACAUCAGCAGUAAUGAUUGUUUGGUUCGCAACAUGUGAACUAGUAUCUUCCAGUGACUUUUAGUUGUUCAAAGCAAGCCCUUUAUCUUUAUUGCAAGAUGACAGUUUUAGUGGGGAAUUUCCGGGAAGCGGCGAAAAAGACUCACCUGAGACAAAAACUAACGAUGACAAGUGUGAGCCAAACCCGUGCCAAAACGGAGGCACCUGUGUUGUUAACUACGAUCUUAUUGAUGGAUACAAAUGUGAAUGUGAAGAAGAUUUUGGUGGGAUAACAUGCAACGGUUAGUUUACAAACACAUGGCAGCAUAAAUUCACACAUUCGUUUCACUGUUUAUAUUAUGCUAGUCAUACCAUUUUUCCUAACUUGUUUGUAUGUUUUUGUGACAAAGUUGAUAUUAUUACAAUUAACGUCAAGGGGUUGUUAAAAAUUGUUUAGACCGACAAACUACGGCGGCAUUACAAAAUCCUGCAACAUUACAAAAUACGUAGGUCGCCUUUAUUACAAAAUGCUGCAGUACCUAUUACAUAAUGCGCAAGUUAUUACAAAAUGCCGCAACCAUUAUUACAAGACACGUAGGUUAUGACAAAUGCCGCAGAACACAUACCACUGAGCUAAAUAGAAUUUAAUCGUGAGCCAGGUAAAUAUCCCUUAACUCCCACGACAGACCAAGACAGAAUUUCUCCGCAUUACAUCAAAACAAUAUCAAGCAGGCAAUUAAUGAGAAUCAAGAAAAAUAUCAAUUAAGAGAUCAUUAGUUGAACCGAUACCUAUUUCUCUGAGCUUAUGUCGUGCAAAUCGUAUGGCAGACAGUAAGGAUAAUUAGUAAUGUGAGAUCUUGGGAGUGAAAGGGUUAUACUGCGUUCACACGAGACAAACGUCCUAUACAAACUGAAUAAAGGGGGUAAGUUUCCAAAGAAACUGUGGUGGUGCUUCAGUGGGAGAGUAUAACGAGGUAAUUUGGUAUUAUCAACUGAGUUGAUAACGUAAAUUGGCCACCGUUAAGAAUUUCAAGCGAGUGAGUGAGUGCCCUUCGCUCUGACAAGGACUAACGCCUAAAGGUGGCCAAUUUACAUUAUCAACUGAAUUUAGGUUGACAGGUGGAUGAGAGAUUUAGAGGUACAAGCCCUUAAAAUCAAUAAUUAUAAAAUGAAUCAAAAUGACGUUGCUUUCAAAUUAACUGCUAUUUUUCUUUCCAUAAUCGACAGAGCUACAAUGCCGAAUAUCUCUGCCACAAUUUUCGUCACCUCAUUGUGUCGUGAAACGAGAACUCAGCCGACAAAUCAAGAAAACUUUGAUUAGAUUGACCUCGGAUAAAGACAGUGACUAUUCCAAGUAAGUCAUCAAGAGAAUGGGUGCAACACUCCUAUUCUGACUUUAAUCCCUAACCGUGGCCCAAAGCGCUGGAGGUUAAAGAAAUUUCCUCAUUAACCUAGUUCCAAAUGAGUUGUUGUGAAUUAAUUUGAGACGCCAACUCUCUUGCACGCUUUGCUAAGGGAGCAAAAUUUAAGUUUAUUUUUUCCUCAUUCAUCUACGAAUAAAUUUUAUUUGAACCAACCUUAUCAUUUGGCUGAAAAUGGAAGAAUGAUUCUUCAUUAUUCCAAGCAGUGUUAGAAUUAUUUUGUAAUUAGAUGUUAAAUUCCUUAAGCAGAUCAGAGCACCUGUUGGUACCUACUCUUUCCAAGAAAGGAGCAGCGAGCUUUGUACAAAGCGCGUCUACAGAUCCUUUCACAAUUGAAUGGUACAUGAAGAUGACCGAUAACGCAGAUGUCAAUAGAGAUCUGGAGUCGCACUUUACGUUAAAAGAUCCUCGAUUUCACCAAACGCCGACGCUUAUUGAUUUUGCCAUCGUAUUUCUGACGUUCUACAAAGAACACAGGGUAAGACAUUGUAAUACUUAGGCGGGUUGCUGAUCCAGAUUUAUGCCAUGCUUGCCUUCCUUAGAGGGCUCAAAUAUUGCCCACUUUGAUCGCAAAAUAAGACAGACAAGUAUUACGACAAAUGCAGCGAGAAACAAAAGAGAAAACAAGAAGAACUCCAGUGACAUAAUUCGACAAUCAAUUAAUCUUAAUAUGGCUCAACUCUUGUAGUGCUAUCUUCUUAUAGAAGGCAAGAUAACACAGGAAUAAUCUUUAAUUCAUUUCACUUUCUAGUUUAAUCAUUAUGGCUUUCGUUUCAUGUCCUGUGUAGAAACGAAGUGCUAUGAGCUCUUUGAAACUUGUGCCGGCUAUUGAAGAAAAUUUCUUUAAAGAUCGCUGCUUUGCAGAUCAGCGGGUUGCAGGCGCUAAUCCAUUUCAGCUUUGGCGAGUAACAAAUGAAAAAGGUAAAUUACUUCACUGGUUUAUGAUAUUUCUUCGGCUAAACAUGCUUGCGAUGGCUGAGACAUCGUGCUGCAGUUAUGCUGGCCUGAGAAAUAAACAAACAAACAAACGUUGCUAAAUUUAUCAACUUCCUUCGACCGGAAGUCCCUUCGAUUUACCUUCUUUUAAUUUACAAUUGUGAAAUUUCCAAAUUAGCUAUUACAUGCAAGGCUUUCCGCAUUGAUAAACCAAAUCUAAAUUAGUGUUUCACCAUUAUUGGAGGUACCUUCCAUAAGCUUUAGCCCUUCCAUCCUGGAUCCGCACAGGAACAUGCCUCGGAGAGUGAAAACUCACAAUGAUAUGAAAAUAACAUGGGCUUUUAAAUAAUAUUAGGCUUUUCAUGCUCAUGCGACUUUACUAAACGUUGAUGAAAAUUCUUUCCAAUUGUUUUCUCAUCAUCAGGGGGUAACGGCGUCGAAUGGAAGUCUCUUUUUGAAGAGAAACUGAAUAAAGAUUUUGACUGGGAGUCGAUGUUAAAAGCAGCUCUUGACAACCAAGAUUCUCUAGAGCAGGUAAGAAAUGUGGAGGUACAAAACAACCGUACUUGAUCAAAUGAACUGACCAAUUGAACCAUUGACUGACUGACUGAAGGACUGUUUGACCGACUGUCUGACUGAUACCAUAGCCGAAUGAAGGCUGACUAACUGAUUUGCAAACAAACUAUGAAACUCACUGCAUCACUGGCCAACUGACUAAGUUCAGUUUGUUAGCAAGGCUCUUUUUGGUUUCCAGUACAUGCGAUACCCAGCUGAGUUUCUGGUAAACUUUCAAGUCGAGCAAGUUACCGAAUAGUGCCAUUGAUGGGUGUUCUUUUAUCUCCAAUAGGCUAUAGACAAUGGUGAUGUUUACGUUAACAUUUACCCAGAACUAGACGGAGUUAAAAUGCCCGAGGCACUUUUACGUGACGUUAAAUUCAACCAUACUGUUUUACAAAUGACUUCACCGAUUGCUUUCUUCGUCGUCACAAAAGACGAGCUUGGAAUAAAGCGCCUAAAUCCCGUGGCUAUUCAAAUGGACUCGAAGCCAGAGGCGAAAGUUUACACUCCAAUUUACGGAAAGGACUGGUUCCUAGCUAAGUCAUUUGUACAAAGAGCAGAUUACAAUUCCUUGCAUCUCAUAAGGAAGCGACUCAAGGUUCAUUUGUAUCUCGAUGCGCCGUGUACUUUGGUUGAGAAAUACUUCUCAGAGUACCAUCCUAUCUAUCAGGUUGUGCGACAGCACUGUCGAGCUGCUCUGGAGACCAAUAAGCUGUUUGAAAUCAAACUGUUUGGUAAGAGUGUUACCCAAUUAAAAUCAAACAUGAACCUUUUGGAAAUGAUGUAAAAACCAUAUUCAAUCUUCAUUGUGUUAUCGGCAUUAUUAUUUUUUUCUUCAUCAUUCAAAUAUUAAUCAACUUCAUAUUUUCCCCUAAACAAAAACCCAAAAUAUUGUAGCUUCAAAAACAUCGUUUUAAUGUUGUCGUCUUUCGUUCAUAGUUCAAUUCAUAUCCAUUUAUUCGCUAAUUCAUUCUUUCAUUCACUAAUUGGCUCAUUGAUUGAUUGACUGAUUUAUAAAUUCUGUGAUGCAUCGAUUUCAUGAUCUAUAUAUUGAAGGAUUGAUGAUUGAUUCACUAACGACCGUUGAUAAUUAGGAUUACCGUGCCAACAUGGGGCUGUCACAUAUGGGGGAUAUGGAUAUAAUCCAUUUUACACUAUCAGCCUUUCGCACGCUUGAUAGUUUUAUUUCUGACGGUAUCUAUGCAUUUUUCCCACAACAGGAAGAAGUGGUCCAAUAUACAAGGUUCUAAGUGUUGACUAUUCUAGUGCUCUUGAAAUUGUAAACAAAGAAUACGAACGAAUGACUUUUGAUGACUUAGAUUUACUAGAAGACCUAAAGGUUAGUUUGGUGCAUGCCACCAAAAUAUGCAUUCAUUUUCUUGAGCAUAUUGUCACGUUUUGCAAGGUCAUGACAAAGUAUAUUUCGACUAGAAAACGAAAAUUUAUUACUUGGAUUGUAGAGAUCUGCUGCAAGCUUAAAUCUAACUACCCUUAAAACAAAUGUUCACCAUAAAAUCUGAAAGUAUGAUGAAGUCUAAGGCUGAGUAAUUUUAUUAACAGAGCUCAGUUUUGUUUCAAAAACAUGUCUUUCUUCCGGCCGGUAGAGCCGUCUAUAAACAACCUUUACAUAGAUAAAAGGGGGUAAGCUUCUAAAGAAACUGUGGUGCUGCGUCGGUGGAAGGGGGAGGGGGUAUAAAAAGAUAGUUUGGUCAUAUCAGCUGAGUUGAAAAUGUAAAUUUACCACUGUCUUGAAUUUCUAAGCUGAUGUUUCGGGCGCUACAAGAUAAUCUGGUUUUAUCAACUGAGUUGAUAAUGUAAAUUGGCCAUCGUAAGGAGUUUCAAAGCUGACGUUUUGAGCGUUAGCCCUUCGUCAGAGCGUUUCGCAACGAAACAACCAAAAAAUUUAGCCGACAGGCGUAUAACCUGUCAUGUUUUUACCGUUAGUCAUGAAAAAGGUUAACCGUUAAACCUUUUUCCUACAAGUUUUCCUAAAUCUAAAAUUGACUGCCUUUUUUUCUUCUAACAGAAACGAGGAGUAGAUGACGUAGAGAAGCUUCCAUAUUAUCCGUACAGAGAUGACGGAAAGAUUUUGUAUCAAAAACUUAGUGAAUUUGUUGACGCCUACAUUGAUGCGUAAGUGAAUAUGCAGUCCUUUCCUUACUUUUAAGUAAAUUAGGUGGAAUACGCUCCACAAGUAGACAUUUCCUGUAUUGCGUAUGAUAUUCAAGCAGGCACCACCACCUCUCGAAGAUGGAAACCAACCUAAAAUUAUUUUAAAUGCUCACACGAGACGUAACAGUGUCUGAUUUAACAACUUUUAAUUUAGAAAGGAGAAAGUCGCGUCAAUUCUCUCGAAACAGGACUUUCCCCCCUGAACCAAUGAGAAAGUCAUAUACCCUACUUUCCAAUGUCGAGGUACCGUAAAUUUGCCUGGUGAAAAAAUCAUGUAUGAAGGAGAAAGAGUAAUUUCCUGAUCGCUCUAUUUUGUCUCGUCACACUGUUUCUCGUGUGGAUCUUGUAGGCAGUACGAAGAUGACGACCAGGUGUUAGCAGAUAACGAGCUUCAAGAGUUUGCAAAUGAGUUGUCAGCUGAUGGUACACAUGGUGAUUUUGCAGGACUUGGCAAGGUAACAAAUAUGCUGUGGCACUUUAUGCAGAAACGCGAUCUUUAUUUUUGAGCAAGCCUAGAAAAGAGGGAUUUCUUCUUACAAACUACUAUUAUGGUUUUCCGAUCAGUUCUCAAUUAUCAUCAAUUUGGUUCUGUAGAACAUUUUCUUUUACCAUCACUUUUUUCUUUGAAGGUAAAGAAAUUCCCAGCCAGCAUCAAAACCAAAGCUGCCCUAAGAAAAGUGUUAACCACCCUUUUUUGGGCGUUCACUGGCGGCCACGCGGCAAGUACCUACCCUAUACUGGAGUACGGUGGCUUUGUACCAAAUGCACCGCACAGACUGUUUGCAGAUAGUAACGGCAAUACCGAAUUCAGCAAUUUGAUGUUUGGAAACAAAGCUGUAGCACUGGUAAUAAUCGACUUUGGGUAAAAAAUUGUAACAUUAUUACGGGCUCCAAUUCGGUGAGCAAAGUUUAGAGGUUUCGAUUUCAGAGCAAUUUGUUGGCUAAUUAUGCGCCAAAGCUGAUAAGCCUCACUCUUUUACUAACGUCAUUAAUUUACCAGCUGGUUAUCGAUUUUUUCAUUACCUCCAAUAAGCAUUUCGAAACCUUUGUGCGCAAUAUGGACAGGUGGCAGUGAUUUUUUGCAGCUCCCCAUGACUCACUGCACGGCAAUCUGUGGUAAUGGUGAUCAUCAAGAAGUACUUAUCGAUGAAGAGACCUCUCAAUUUCAAAAAGUGAUGAAUUUACGACAUUGCGGCUAAAAGUCGCAAUUUCGUCUAUCCCAUGUCAUCGGACAGAGUGUGAUGACAUCAUUACUCGUUCAUAACCGCACAGGAGACAAAUUAAAAGGUUAAAUUAGAGAAUAAUGGCCCAAAAUUGGCCCGCUCGACCUCGUAAAACUCGCUUUCCUGAGUUUCAUUUCGACAGAUAUAACCUCUUACGCAUGGUGGGUAUAAUUUGAUUUCUGUCAUAAAAGUAGCCCGCCUUUUGACAGCUUAUAAGUUUUUUUCUCAUCUUACCUAUCAUAACCUUUUCUACCGUGACAGGAAAUAGCCGAACUAAGUUCUAACCUGGCAGGAAUUCACCUCGAUCAGUUACUCGAUUAUUCAACAAAGAUUGAAGGUAACAAAGGCAGAGAAGUAGUUGCAAAGUUUCACGACGAACUCAAGAAUGUAAACCAAGAGAUAACCAAAGCCAACGAUAAGCGAGUAAAGGAAGGUUUUCUGCCAUAUCCAUACCUCCUGCCAGAAUACGUGUCUAACAGUGCAAGCACGUAAUUGGUCCAGAUGGUGUACAUUUCUGACGAUGGGGAACAAUUUUCAAUCUAGAACAGAAGUUUUAAGUAAAUGAAACAUGGCGGCAAAAUUGACCUUUUUUUUGUGCACUUAAAUUGGUUGUAAAAUUAACCAGGGAAAAGCCAUUAUCACAAGCUGUCCUUUCAUUUAUAAUUCAAGGCAAAAUAAGCAGUAGCACAAUUUAGGACGUAGUAUUUAUAAAAAUUGCAUGCCACAUUAAGAAAACUAUAUAAAGAACCUUUUCACGCAAAUUAAAAAGGCGUAGGAUGAUAGCUUUGUUGUAAUUAAGUAUUACAUACAACAAUAAAAUGUAGUCCACAUUUUCAUACUUAAAAUUGCGUAAGGAUGAUCAUUUGCUUCCAGUUAUCAGAGCACAACAUCAAAUUUUUGAAAUAAUAAACAAUUCUUUUCGCUAAGUUUGUUUUACAAUGAAUUGUUUGGAUAAUCGACGUGGGACUUGUCCAAGAAAGAUGAAUCAACUUAUAAAUACCACCAUGGAGACCGAGGAAAGGAAAAGGGAGAAAGUGGCCAGGGCCGCGGGGAACUGAGCUGAGUCCCCUUUUGGAUUUUAAAGUCACUUAUACGAUCGAAAUCAGAGUGUUUAUUUCUUCGUUUUCAGCUCGUACUUUUUUAGAGCCGGCGAUGAGCUUUAUAAAAAAAAAGGACAGUUAUUCGUCAUGUUGUCGCUGAGGAAACAGCGCCACCCAAGACGAUCGAUAUCUUUAUUUUUUGUAAUCUAUUGCUUCUCUAAAGUAUUAAACGGAUCGAACAAAAUGUUCAGUCUGCAAACCAUGCAUCGUUUAUUUUCGCAUUUUCAGUCAAUCGGAAGGAAGCACACCGUAAGCGAAAAGGCUUCGUGCUUACCUCUAUUUGUCUGGAAACCGCAAAUAAUGUUCCCUAUUUUAUAAGCCAUCAACAGGGUCUCAAUGGGGUUAACCAUUAACAGUAAAAUGGCCAAAAAAGAUAGCCGUUAGGAAUAAAAAUUGACAAAUUUGGACCGAUAGUCGUAAAAAAAAAGUUAACCAUAAAAAAAUUUAUGGUGACAACAAUGGAAUGAUAGCAACCGUUAGCCGUAAAUUGGCCAAACUUUUAACCGUUAGCCAUAAAAGCCAUCACCCAUUAACUCUACCAAAUGUUGAAUGAAAAGGACAGAAGGCUGGUGCAGCUAAAAGGAGGACACGUCGCUGUCACCGAGCGUCUCCUUCUCCAGGAGAGACCUGGUGAGGGUAAAAUGUGAUAGGCUAACUCAAAACUCAGUGGAAGUUGUAAUACUGUACUACUCGAAUGAGCGCCACCCGCCGCGAAUAAGCGCCGCAUUCGGGGCAGAAAAGUUAGAAGGCGCCGCCUUCGAAUAAGUGCCGUAGCCUCGGUGCGGCGCUUAUUCGAAGAAGUCGUGCGCAAGAUUCAAUGAUUCAUUCACAUUUAGAUAUUCUGAGGGGACGAGAUUGAAAUAUGCACCGAUUCAGACGUACAAGAGGCGUACCCUCGUACUCUCAGAUCAAGAAAAGUUCAGAAGUUGAGUUAAGACACCACAGGUAAUGCAGUUAAAAAGUGCCAGAAGGGAUGAAUGGUGAUAAUCAAAAGACGCCUCUGUUAUUUAUUAUAAAAUAAUUCAAAUAGUACGCGCGCUCUGAUUGGCCAUAAAACCAUUUUACAUGAGUGUAUGUAAACACGAUUUUCGUUUCUCUUUCAUUAGUUAUAUUAUGAAAGAAAUGCAAAAUGGUUUCCGUGUUUACGUAGCCUGAUGUAAACACCUGGGAGGUUGAGAGAACACUCGAUAAGCUGGAAACCACUCCGCUUCGCGUCGUGGUUUCCCACGCUUAUCUCGUAUUCUCCCAACCUCCCGCGUGUUUACAUGUUAUGUAAACACGGAAACCAUUUUACAUUUCUUCAUUGUAAAUUUUUACGUAAAGAUAGAAAAUAUCCUUUAAAUCAAGGGGACAUAUUUCUUCGUCACGUUCAAUUUUUGAAUGAGCACCUUCCUCGAACACGCGCCUCACUUGAGGCGCAAAAAUUAUAGAAGAGCCGCUGCGCUUACUCGAGUAAACAUGGUACUCUAGUCGCUUUAUACCACGCAAACUAGAAUGAAUUCUUGUAUCCAACCUUAUGGCUACAAUCCUGACAUCGCAAAUUGAAGCUUAUUUUACGAAUGCUCAUUCAUUACCUCUUUUAUAUUAUUCAUAAAACCCAGGAACCUUUGCAUAAUCCUCCGCAUAUGUUGAAACAGCGUUUGAAGGACAAUAAACUCAAUAGCCUCUAUUUUGCGCGAGAAUGUAUACGGAUAUUUUUCCUCGGACAUUAUCUGUUCCUCCAAGCUCACAGUUUUCCUCGAGCUUUGCUCUCGAAAAACUGUUCGCACCUUCAAGUUGAACAGAUAAAGUCUGCGAACAAAUAUCCGUACGUUUUUUAGCGCCAAAUAGAAGCUAUUGCUUAUUUAGAUCCAAAUUCUCAAUUUCACUGAUUAAACUAUAUUUUAUUGAAAAAUAGAUUAUAUUUUUCUUUCCUUUUUGUAGUUCACUCGAAGGAGAUGCUAACUUUUUUUGUUUCGUUGUUGCAGGUAUUGAUUGAAAUCGAACUGUUAUAUAUGCAUCAUUUCAGUGGUCCACGAGGGCUCGCUGCGAUAUUAUAUUUCAACUCAAGAGGAAAAAGCUGAGCUCGAAGUCACGUCCUAUGAUCAGAAAUACACGCUCACAAUUGUGACCCCUUGAGUUUAUAUAACAGACAAAACGUUUCUAGCAAAAAAACACUUUAAACUAUGAAGGAUUAUAUAAUAAUGAUCAUAAUCUAAAAUACAGAACAGAAUAAGAUUCCUACAUUUUUACUUCAAGUUUUGUUUCAAGUCCUCCUUAGUUAGUUUACUAUUGGUAGACUGUUUGUUUUACUAUGUUUGUUUUUUGUUUGCUUUGCCAUUUAAUUGAUGUUUACCCAAACGGUUUGAGCCAGAAGUAUCAGCGAAGUAUUUCCAGGACAGAUAACCUUCCCAUGGAACCCCAAAGUUUUUUAAAAUCGCAAUGAUCGCAAAGGAUUGGAGGAUGAUAAAAUGAAGAGAUAUCAAGUUAAGAUUUGGUGCUUGUGGACAUAAGUAAAGCUGUUGCCUUACAUAAUAAAUUACGUAAACUAAUUAGUAAACUGUCUCUCGCUUUUAGAGUCUGAAAAAGUAAGUCAAUAACAAAUUAGGGCCUCUUAUCUUCAAGUGCAUUCUCGUCCAAAGCUUUUGUUUUCAAUUUAACCAUGUGGACUCACAAAAAAAACUGAUCCCUGUUAGAUAUCAAGACUUUUCAUCGUCUUUUGCUAUUCAGCACUGGUUGAUACCAAACUCAAUGUUGUAAUAUUAACAUCUCGCGUCCUUUUGAAGAAUAAACGAAAAUUAUAAACAUCGCACUCGUUCACUUCAUUUUGAACGCUCUCGCGCAUUCCUUCUCAAAUUAUUUUGUAACUGUUAACUCGUGUAUAGAGUUAGUGCUUGAUUUUCUUCCUCAGCAAGUACAAAAUAUCAGUGAAAUAUUGUUUCGCGUUAUAGAAAGUGGGUGAUUUCUUUAUCUCGAGGUUGUAUCAUAAACUUGCAUUCUGCUAAAAUCUUUCUUUUGCAAUAACUAUUGACCAUUCAAUGCUCUCAGCUUAUGGCAUGUGUUAACAGCUUUGAGUGCUGUAACACUUCAACAUUCCUUCAACAGUUUUCACUUCAAACGCUUGAUUACUCAGACACUAAACCAUUCUUUCUGUGAUUUAUUGUCCAUUAAGAUAAUUUAAAAAGAUUCCUGUUAGUUCGGUUGUUUCUUUCUAAUCAACUUUUUGCAAUAAAGAUUUCAAACAUUGGAAUUUUUCUGACAAAAUUUGAUUCGAUAUUACAUCACUGGCACGUCUUAAAGUUUUAAAGACCAAAAACCGUACGGUAAUGCUUUGUAUAAAUGACAUAAUAAAAAUGUACCACCAGUCGCAGAGAAAACCGUGAAGUUUUGGCGGGUACCAGUUUCCCGCGUGAUAUCGCGAGAUCUCGCUGUUGGAUAAGUAGUGCAAUUAUUUGCACAUUAAAUGUCUAAGAUGUACUUUCAAAGUUGUACUAAACCAAAACCCUCCAGGUAACUCUAAUUCGUUCCACCUAGCAAUAGAAAACAAUGGCGCUAUUUGUUUGAUUAAUGAUUUCCUUGGCGUAUCAACGCGACGCACUUUUUGUUUCUAAGUUAUGUUAAAACUUCACGCUUUAUCCGUUUCGUUCAUAAACAAAUACCGUUGGUGCACGCUUUAAUUGUUUGCAAGUCAAGUGUGGCCUCAACUUCCAAAUAUGGACCAGGUAGACGAUCGGAGCUCUGAUUGGUUAGCGCCACGACGCUUUCCGACCCUUCUCUCAACCUAUGAAGUCAUUGGCGAAGUAGGUACAGGUCCAGGCUUCCAUCGUAGUCUGCUGCGGGUGGUCCGCCAAAAGCCAAUCUCUGGCUGAUUUAAAAUUCUGAGAUAGCUUUUGACUGGUAAAUGUAAGAGAGAAAUAUCUGAAUAUUUCGCUUUGGUUUUUGUCGUCUGAGGACGGCCUUAUCUCAUUUGAGAUGAAAUUUAGGGUGCUUCUUAUACUUUGCCUGGCAUGGUUAUCUCAGGCGUCGCCGAUUUCACGUAAGUACGCGUCUUAUUUUCAAUAUUUUUGGUAAGAUCAGAGAUCGAACUCAAAACAAGUUGGUCGCGAUUGUAUGGUGGCCAUAAAAUCCUUGAUUCCCCAAGCCCUCUAAUGAUCGAUUUGUUUUGAGUGAUCAAACUAACAGAUCAUCUAUCUUUUGGGUAUUUCUUAACGAACUGAUGUAUUCGGUAAAAGCUCAAAGCCUGGCUUUAUUCAAUUAGUUGUGAUUGUUGAGUUCAUUAAAUAUGUAACUUGCCGUGUUCGGAAAUAGAAAUUGAGAUAAAAUGACUUAAAAUAUUUGAAGAGCUUCGACUGGAAUGUCUGAAGUGCGUUUGAAGUGAUUUCAAAUUUACGUCUGAAAUAUAUUUACGAUUUAGGCAAGAUAAUGGGUUUCAGGGUUGCCAACAUUUACUGAAAUUGCCCUUCUUAACGUACGCCCUUUCCGCAUCGGUGACUUCCCAUCACUGUAAACUUAGGGGCCAAAAUUUAACUUUCAAAGAGUAUUUUCAACAAGCAAAGAACUAAACUAAACUAAAACUGUUGAUUACUAUUCAAAAUGAUCAUAGAGAUCUCGGGAAUUACGCAUUGACUUAGUUGAGACGGAUAGGAUAUUUACUGGAAAACCUGCAAUCUAUAGCAAAGUUUAUCCCAUGUUCACAAAAUCGUUUUGGUGUUUUUGUGUUUAGACUACUUUUCUUAAAUUUAUGUUUGACGAUCAUACACGUUAUGAAAGGAUUAUUUCAUUUCAAAGCGCGUUGGCGUAGAGUCAGUCAUGAUUUGCGACAUAUGACACGGGCAAGCGGCAGAUAGUUUCACCUUAGGUGGUAAUUCCAUGGGUCACUGUCUCUGUGAUUUCAGGUGGAUCAUGUCCUAAAAACCGUAGUGUAAUGUCUCGGCUCGUCAUACAUAAAUGGCAUAAAUAUUCUCCUCUGGCCUUUAAGCUUUUGCCGUUUUAAAGCCCUUUCGAUAACAGUUCGUUUUGGAGAGCGUCCCAUUUAUUUAUUUAUAAAUCUAGAUUUAGGAACGUCGGCUUUAUAUUAAAAGAGAAGUAAGCAUAUUUGACGAAGGGCUAACGCUCGAAACGUCAGCUUUAGAAACUCUUUACGGUGGCCAAUUUACACUAUAAACUCUGAGUUGAUAAAAUUAAAUCACAUUUCCACAAAGAAGACGUUUUAGUCUCAAACUAGACUAUAUCCAAAACGAAUCAAUUCAACCAUGAAAACUGUGAAGAACUCGGUUGUAAUUGCAUAUGCAGACUGUCUGCCUUUGACGAGAAACCUGCGAUACAUGCUUUUACAACCCGAGGGGCUUUUGACUAAUGAAUACAAGACCUGAGUCAAGUUUUGUCGUAAUACCCUUUCCCGCUUAAACGUUAACCUUUCUUCUUACUUCAGAGUUUUUCAAUUACCAACAUUAGCGAAAAGGAGGCUCAUAAUAAUGAAACGGUUAAUGUCAGGGUGGUUGUUAAAACCUUCAUACGGUACUUUUUCUUAUUAGGUGUACGUGGAGGGAAAGUCUGAUGCUAAAUUCAGAGUAAACGUGUGUCGUGCACAGCAUAAUGUGUUUCCAGGCCAAUUUGCCCAAACGCACGAAACCUCAGCUUUAGAAGCUCUUUACUGCGGCCAAUUCACAUGAACUCAGUUAACAAAGCGAAACUAUCUCGAAAUAACCCUGACCCCUACCCCCACCGACGUAGUGUCAUAUUUCUUCAGAAACUUAUCCUCUUUAUUCAAUUCGCAAAUACAUCACCUAUAGCAAAGUCUUUCCUGGAGUGUUGCGGAUGACAAAACAACAAAGAAUUACGGCUACACCAGUUUUGACUCAAUUAAAGACUUGCACUACAUUUCUUUUAACAAUCCAUUUGAGAUCUUUUGUGAAAAUGACAUUUGGAACAAUUACGUACGCUACAUGGAAAGAAGGAAAAUUAAUUGCUAAAUGUACAUCGCGCCACCUUUGCUUCCGUUUAAGUUUAAAAACGCCAUUAAAGCGAUACAGGAGCGAAUGUUAACAAAUUUUAAAUCAGAAAAAUUCUGCAGAAUACUGUAACUGAGUUGAUCUUCCUCUUCAGGCAAAACUGUUUUGCAUUUCCUUCGAAAAGAUAGCUGAAUCUCGAAGGUUUAGAAUAUUCGGUGAAAAAUGGGUUAGUUUUUGUGAAAUGAAAUUGCCAUAAUAAUAACUAUUACUACUGAUAACUUUGUUAAAAUUACUCGUGGCUCAAUUCGGUCUCUGUUAAGAUUUCACCCUGAAGGGCCUGCCUUGCAAAUGACCUUAAAAAAUUGAACACCAUCCAAAAGAGGGUGGAUCAGUUUUUGUAAUUCAUUCAGUUUUUGCGGAAUUAAUUCCAUAAUCACAUAACCUACACGAAGACAAUUAUUCUUUUUUAAGACUUAGGCAAAGGUGUUAAUAUCUGUAAAAGGAAUUAUUUUAAAACAGGGUUUUAGCGACGUAUUAUAAAACUUACAUGUACGUCAGCGAUUGGACGUUGUAGACUUCGGGUGGCGAAUAAACUGCGAAACCGUGUUAAAUAUGGUGUAACUGCUUCGCGAAUAUUAAAAUUCUGUGAAUUCAGCUACUUGUUAUAUUAUUUUUUAAUUAGACUUUCACAAUUGAACGUCAGUACAGUAAAAAGAAAAAAAAACUCACGUCAUAAAUGAGGAAACAUAUAGUGAAAUCAUCAGGUAUCAUUCUUCAUUUCUGAAUUUAACUAUUCAAUUUCCCGAAAGUAGUGCAUUUUAUUGAAGUUGUAAUCUGUUGAAAGGGGAGGUAUCAAGUAUAGAGCCAGAAUUUGACUCUGAUGUCGAGUUCUGCUCAGUUAUCAUUGUCAUCGAUAAAAGUCGAUUCCAAGACUACCGUCGUCCAAGAGAACAGAAUGCAAUAAAACUUGUUGCAGUUCAUCAUUUCGAGCUUAGAUACAUUGUACUGGUUGAGCCACUCAAUAAUUCAAACCAUGUUUUUCUACAAAGACUUUUUGUUUGCAUAUUAAGCUAUCAUGACCAAAAAAAUUUAUAUCCUCCAUAAAUAAGCACUCGUAUCUUUCGCCAACAGGGAGAGAUAAAAGAGAUGCAGAUGACCUAGAAGCCGACAAAGAAGGUAUGAAAGAUUGUUAAUCAUUUAUUAAUGGAAAGUUGCGUCAAAAUGAAGCUCAUUACUCUAAAAAUUCCGCUUUCAUCCACAGUUAGAACAAUAAUUUCUGCAAUAGUGGACGCAAUUCUGGACGGGGACAAGACGCGCCGUUCGGAAAUACCAGGUAAUAUUUCAUGACCUUACUUUCCUUGGAUAGAAAACUUUUUUAGAAAUCUUUUUUUCUUCAAGGACUGCUGCAGCUUCAAAUUUUAAUAAGUUAUGAACAGAAGCCGCUCUCUUUUUAUUAAUGCAUAGUGGAUAAAAAGACAAUCACAAGCCCCUCAGUAUAGAAGCAGAUUAAAUCAGGGCCGUAGCCAGACUUCAGAACAAGACGAGGCAAAUUUCGGGUGCCGAAGGCGCGAGCCGCUAGGGGGGUCUGGGGACAUGCCCCACCAGAAAAUUUUGAAAUUUUGAGGCUCAGAAAUGCUUUUUUAAGCAUUUCCUAUGGCAUUUUUCUUCAGAAAAGUCAAUCUUGGGACAAAAUCAAGAAGAGGCAAUAGCCUCGUCCUGCCUCAUGUUAGCUACGGCCCUGGAAAUGGUUAUGCUGUAACUUUUCCCCUUCGUUGUAUAGUUUCAAAGGUAGUAAAAAAAAUGCCAGCCAGCCAGUAUUUCAUCAGGCUUCCCUUACAAGUCGCUUAUUAACACUUCUGGGUGGAGCCCGGCCGGAGAGGCACUAAGACAUGAGUAAAUUUUUUGCCCAAAAGCAUAACACAUUGAUCCAGACAGGUCUAGCUGACACGGACCCCUCUGGACAUGGAGUCCGGUCCACUGACCGUGAGGCCUCUAUGUCUUCAACAAUUUCAAAGGUAACAAGAUUUAACUAAGGAAUGAUUCCUGUUUUAACCGAUAUUAUUUGCUCUAUUUCAAGAUAAUGAGGAAGAUGAGUCGGAAAAGUUGUCCAGCACAGUAAGCAGCCUAAUACCUGGCACAAGCAAUGUAGAAACCAAUGAUGAAAUUAGUGACAAGCAAUAUCUUACAAAGAAAAGAAGGAGUUUUAUUCCAGUAGAAAACAAAUUAGAGGAACAUUCAGUUUACCAGACUGAACCCAAAGAACAAGCAGAGGAUGCAAAGGCAGAGACCUCUGAAAGUGAACUAUCGGGCGAGAAUCAGCUAUUAACCUCAGGAGAUUCAGAAGAUUCAGAGCCCGAGAAAGAAUCCGAAGAGUCGGUAGCCUCAGAAGGAGAAAACACAGGUAUUACAUAUGCGAAUGUUAUUCUUUUCCUUGUGUGAUGAUUUAACAAAACUCUUCACUUAUUCUAUGAGUCUGCGUUAGUUGAAACUAUUUCAUAAAAUACCUCAUGAAAUAUAUACUGGUAAAAGCAUUGCAAAAAAAUACGCGCACGCAUCAUCUUUGUCGAACGUGGUAUGUGCGAUCAUAUUAUACAGCUUGCAAAACCAAUCAAUAUCCCAGGUAUUGCAUUAUACCACAGACAGUCCCAUACAGAAGCGUGACUGUUUAUAUUAAAGUACAUAGUAAAUGGCUUCAACUUUGUAUCAUUCUUAUAGAAUAUUCCAAAAGAAGUGACAUUCCGAAAAUUUUUAAACCGGGCGACGAUGAGUCGUCAGAAAGGAGAGAAACUGCUGAGUCAAGGAAGUCAAACCAAUCAACGGACGCGCCUUCAAGCGGAUCCGGAGAAAGUGCAUCAUCCGAUGAAGCUGAGGACACAAAUGAAGCCUCUACGUCCGCAAAAGACGUAGAAUCAUCUGGUGUGGCUGUAAAAAGAAACGUCAUCCCAACAGAAGUAUUUGAAGAAGGUACUACAGUCAGGUUAUUGAGAUAAACUGCAAACUUUAAUGUAUUGCAUUGCUGAAUAACCUUUGCAAGAUAUCUUCAAGACAGAAUCAAAAUAAAACAACAAGCAAAAAGAGAAAUUCUUUUUCACCAAAGUAUAUCUGUAUGGAGAUUAUAUCGCUACUUUCAUAAAUCAUAUCCCGACUUCUUGACUGCUAUAUGUUAACGUAAUUCUUAAAAUUCUUAGUAUAACACCCACUCAGGUUGACCAGACGACACAAGCGUUUCUAAAUGUAACCAUCACCAAUAUCAUUUUCUGAAAUUUAGGUAAUGUCAAAUACAAUGACGAUGAUGAUGACGAAGAGGAAAUGGAUGGGUCUGGUUCCACAUCGGAAUCUGGUGACUCCGAGGAUUCCGAAGAAUCCGGUGAUUCUAGCCAAGGAGAGUCAGAUGGAAACAAAUUAACAACACCCAUGGAAUCCACCGAAGUUUCCUCUGACCAAACUCAAGAAAAAGAACCAAAGAAGGUUGAAGAUGAGACAGCAACGUCAGAAUCGGACGACGAAAGUUCAGCUUCAGGAGAAUUUGGCGAAUCAGGGGAGUCUGGUGACUCUGAUGAGUCUGGUGAAUCAGGGGAGAGUGGGGCAUCUGGUGAAUCAGGAAACGCUGCUGAGUCAGGAGAAAGCGGAGAAUCUGGAGAAUCAGGUUACGGUGAUGAGUCAGGAGAAAGCGGAGAGUCGGGAGAAUCAGGGGACAGCGAGGAGUCUGGUGAAUCAGGAGAAAGCGGUGAUUCUGAGGAAUCUGAUGCUGAGUCAGAUGUGGUGAAGAGAAAUGAAAUUCCAAAGGAAGAUAAAGGUAAAGUUUGUAAGAAUAUAAGGUAAAAACCAAUGCCUAGUAUUCAUAAAUAUAAAUUCAUGAACUUAGGUAAAAAUCAUAAUGGUUCCGUUUGUGAUACCAUAGAACCAUUUACAUUUUUUUUCAGCUUUAUCGUAACGUGUAGGGUAUUUUGGGUAUAUGGGUUUUUCAUUUAACUUUUCGAUAGAGAAACAAAUAGUAUUUCAAAAUUGUUGUUGGGUAACACAUAGUAAAGACUAAAAAUGAGCUCCUUACACAGUUCUACCUCUCACUUCUAAUAAAUUUGUGUUUUUUACAGAAUCAAGCAAACAAGAAGAUAGUGGAGAAAGCGGUGCCUCUGGAGAAUUCAAAGAGGUGGUUGAAUCGGAUGAAAUUGAAGAUUCCGGAGAGUCUGACGAGAGUGGAGAGAGUGGGGAAUCUGGAGACUGGGGAGAAAGUGCUGCAUCUGGAGAGUCUGGAGAUAACGAGGAAUCCGGAGAGUCUGGUGAAUCGGCGAUUAGCAAACGAAAUGAGAUUCCCAAAGAGCAAGGUAACCACGCACUUAAGUUCUUUAUCCUGUGUAACUAAUAAAGAAGGUCAAAAUCUUAGGUCGUGUGUCCGGCUAUUUUAACGUUUAAAAUCAUCAAAUUCCCCUUAUGUUAUUAUUUGCCAACAAGUAAGAAAGACGGGACCAUAUAGAUCGUAAUAACAGUAACUGGCGAGUGGCAACCAUCAACAGACCACUUAGGAACGAGUAUCGGUGUGAAUUUAAUUUUUAGAUACGAAAGAAAACGACGAGUCAAGUGCGUCAGAGGAGUCUGGCGAUGCUGUCGAAUCAGGUGCAUCGGGGGAUUUUGAAGAAUCAGGCGAAUCCGGCGAUUUUGAAGAAUCCGGUGAGUCCGGCGACUUUGAAGAAUCCGGUGAGUCCGGCGAUUUUGAAGAAUCCGGCGAGUCGGGAGACUUUGAGGAAUCUGGUGAGGCAAGUGACGGAACAGUAUCCAAAAGGAGUGAAAUUCCCACGGAAACACAAAAAGGUAAUUCAGAGUUGUUUACUUCUUCGAAAUCGUCAGCGAUGGACCCUUAAUAGGGAAAAAUGCCUAAGAAAAUCUUCUAGGAUCUUAAGAAGAAACAGCACAAAAAGCAGAGUAAAAGUCAAAGGGACGCUAGGUUCUUUUCGAUCAAAACCUUACAGGUUAUGAAACUCAUAGAAUAUCAAUCAUUUCAUGAUUCUUUUAACAAAUGUAGGUGUAAAUCCUUUGCACUAUUUAUUGCGCCGCUUUCCAUGGCAUUUGAAACGUUAUAAGUAGUUUCCAUGUCUGUUGCUUUAUUAAACUUCCCUUUUACGAUAAAACAGCAAUAAAGGAGAUUUCAAAGGCGGCUGAAAAAUCUAGCAGUGGCAGUUUAUCCGAACAAUCAGCGGACAAAGAAACAAGUAAGUCUGAAGUUCUUCCUGAAACCAAAGAAAGCAGCCAACCGGCUGAAAUUGCACAGACUGAGAAAUCGGACCAAACCAAAGAGUCUGACCAAUCAGGAGAAGAAUCUGGGGAGGGCAGUGAAAGCGGAGAAAGUGGAGAGUCUGGGGAAAGCGGAGAAACUAGUGAAAGUGGAGAAAGCGGAGAGUCUGGGGAAAGUGGAGAAAGUGGUCAAAGUGGAGAAUCAGGAGAAAGCGGAGAAUCAGGGGAGUCUGGAGAGAGCGAGAUCACUAAGAGAGAUACAAUUUCAAGAGAUACCAGCGAUGCUGAAAAAGGUGCAACCAAACGGAACACUUUUUUUUCUACCCAUAAAUUCCUACAUAUCAAACUAAGCUUAGAAAGGGGAAAACCACCACCAAGGUCAAGGUUACAAAUCAUUUCACUCAAAUGCCUAUUAAAAGUGAGAGUUGUAAACAAUUAUAAAGGAUUGACAGAGUGAGGCCUUCUUUGCAAAUUUGUGUCAAAGUCAGAUAUUUGUAGGCAGUACAAACCGUACAAUGUGAGAAUAUUUAUAAAUAUCAUGAAUUCAUAAAACGAACACUUUUCGCCAGUUUACAUCCCCUCACGCUUACUCACAGACGAAGUUUUCUUAUCGUAAUUGCCGAGAGUCAAAUCUCUGCUUGGAAGUUUUUACCAUAAAACUGAGUUUGUGAUUUAUCUUUGAUAGACUUGAGUGGUUCUGGCGCUUCAGGAGAGACUUCCAGCCAUAGUGACGAGUCCGAGGAAUCCGGUGAAUCAGGAACCUCGGGCGAGUCUGGAGAAGGCGGAAUAUCAAAACGAAGUGAGAUACCAUCAGAAGAAAGGAAGGAAGGUAAAAAUGGACUGGCUCUCUCCGCUUUCUUUACAAAAUUUUUUUUAUGAAAAUGUUAAUUAUGACCAGCUUGGGUUUUACGUAUCAAUGAACUUUUUGCGAUUGCAUGACAAGAAGCGCUCAAUUUUUCUAGUUUACAAUCGUGAAAUGAAGUAGUUGUCAAAGUCAACGUGUAAAACUACUGUUACAUUGAAGCAGUUUUGAUGGAGGCUAUUCAAUUAGAUAUCCCUUCCAAUCUCAUGGUGUCUGAUAAUUUUAUUCUGAUAUGUUAUAAUUUUGACAUGCUUAAGAUGAAGAUUCAGAGGAAUCCGAUGAGUCCGACAAUUCUGGUUCUGGAGAGAGUGCAGAAUCGGGGGAAAGUGCAGAGUCUGGAGAGAGUGCAGAAUCUAGUGAAAGUGAGGAGUCUGGAGAGAGCGGCGAAUCUGGUGAAAGCGAAGAGUCUGAAGAGAGUGACGAAUCCGGUGAAAGUGAGGACUUCGCUGAAUCGGAUGAAAGCGGAGAGGCAGCGAUCUCAAAAAGAAACGAAAUACCACAGGAACAAAGUGGUGGGUACAUCGACGAUAAUUAAUCAUAUGUAAGGUUUCAUCAUGAGGAUCCUUUAGUACAAUGGCAUUUUAGGCUCAUUACGUUCAUACAUUUCUCAUCUUUGUUUGAGAUAUCUCUAUAGUCUGUCCAUGAAUUCCGAAAAAUAUUAAGGUUAGGGUUAGUUUUUUAGGGCUGGUUUGGAUCAAAUUGUCUCACUCUACAAGAACCGUUGAUACUGCGUACUAAUAGCCCUUCGUGUCACUGAAUAUUCCUCAAACUCGCAUGAAACAUUUGUUUUCGCAGUUGCAGUUAUUCCAGAUUACGAAGACGCGGAAGAUUUUGAAGAGUACGGAAAUUCUGAAGAAAGUGGAGAAAGCGGAGGGAGUGGGGAGAGUGGAGAAAGCGGAGAAAGUGGAGAGAGUGGAGAGAGUGGGGAAAGCGGGGAGAGUGGGGAGAGCGGGGAGAGUGGGGAGAGUGGAGAGAGUGGGGAGAGCGGGGAGAGUGGGAGAGCGAGGAGAGUGGGGAGAGUGGAGAGAGUGGAGAGAGUGGAGAAAGUGGUGAAUCAGCUGACGGAGGGAUUGCCAAACGAAGUGAUAUACCCAAAGACCAGCAAGGUAUGAGCAUAUUUCCUCAUUUAUUGACUAUUCUCUUACCACAAACUGAAAAUUGGAGCCUAUUUCUGUAUUAGAUAAACUACUUAUUCCAAACGUUUCAGCAGCAGGUUUGCGGGUAUGGCACUGUAGAUGUGGUUUUUACAAUUUUAAUCAGAAGUGUUAAAUAUCAGGCUGCCACAUUGUUAUUGCAGAAUCGAAGGAUUUAUCUGGAUCAGGAGAUUUACCUGAGUCUUCGGCUGAAUCCGUUAAGCGCGAAGAGUCCGGUGAGUCCGGUGAGUCUGGCGAGUCCGGUGAGUCCGGCGAGUCCGGCGAGUCCGGCGAGUCCGGCGAGUCCGGCGAGUCCGGCGAGUCCGGCGAGUCUGGCGAGUCCGGCGAGUCCAGCGAGGCCGAAUACAAGCGAAACUUCAUCCCGAGGGAUAGCGACGCCGAAGAUGGUGAUGAUGACGAAGAUUCAACUGUGGAAACUGAAAGCAAAGAACAAGAUUCCUCUGAGGGGGAACGAGAAGGGAGUGCUGAUCAGCAUGCCAACACAAGAGGGAAAGUCAUAACUGAAACCAUGGAUGACAUCGCUAAAGCCGCACUGGACAACAAAAUUGAGAGAAAGUCGGACAUCAUCCACAGUUUACCGCGAAACACCGAAGAAUUUCCGAUCAGUGAAAAAGAAAGCAAAUCGCAAGUAAGAGAAAAGAAGACUGGUGCUGCUCUUAAGAAUUUGUUCACUGCGCUGGCAGACGGUGAGGCGCAUGCGUCAGGGUCAGGAGAGGAGCUUGCUUUGAGAGAAAAAGCUCAAAGUACAAAUUUCGUUAAAAGAGUAAGCAUAUGCUACAGUUUGCGUUAUUUUAAGAUGAGUGUAUCUUCAAAUAUCUCUUUCACAGUCUUGAUGUGAAAACUAAUUAUAGAGCCUAAGUUAUGUAACAAUUACAUAUCAAAAACUAUAUCAUCUGCUGAAGAAAAUGAUAUAGAGCCAAUCCAACGCAAUGGCUAGAACAGAAAGAUCAUGUUGACUAAGAGACGACGUACCAGCAUGAAUUUCUUGGAAAUCAUUUUUAAGAGUAGCUAACGUGAGUUAUUGGUCAAAAAUAAGGGCAUUCCGGCUGUUCCACGAUUUGCGUAAUCUCUCUUAAAAGCACCGACACAUUCAAACUGUUUUAAACAAUGAAAUGAAGGCUGAUUUGUGUCAAUUUAGUAUAGGUGCUCACCAUAAGCCACAACCAGCCAUACUGGUCCAUUCAUCCAGAGAAGUUCGUUGUACCUUGGAAUUUUCUGGCCAUACGGUUCACUUCGUCGACUCUAUGAAUUCAUCUAAUUAUCAGAUAAUUGUAGGAAUCAAGCAAAACUCUCGUAAAAAAAAAUUAGUUUUUUUAUUGACUUGACGGCUGGCCAGUUCUUACAAAUGAUAAGCGCUCUGAGAUAUCUUUAGUGCUUUGCUAUUAGAAAACUUAUUGUAUCACUGCAUUAUUUCAAGGAGCCUUUGGAAACAAAUGGAAUGAAGAAUGCUUUGGACGAGAUCUGGACACAAGGUGAAAUUGGAAAUUCGAGAACUGAUAACUUAAGAGAAAAGGACAUUAUAGAGAAUAGAUAUUAGUACUCCAAGCAUGUUUUACCAUAAUAUGGGGAAUAAAAGUAAGACAAAUAAGCUGAGAAAAAAGAAUAUCGAUUCAAAAAGGUAACACUUCACAGUCCACAGUAAAGUAAACUAGCACUUGAAUUGGUCUAAUUCUGUCUCUGCUAUGAACGAUUACAAAAAAUGAUAAACUGACUUCUUCAAACUUUUUCAUUGAUCUUCAGAGGACAGUGCCCUCAAUGAUGCUGAAUCAGCUAAUAUUAAUUUAAAGGAGAAACAAGAAUUUACACAGGUAAGGAACUCAGGUAUUGAUGUAUUAAAGUAAGAGCGUCGAAAAUAGUUGAUGCUGUUUCUUUUCACCGUCAACGAACGCUUAUUGUGGAAAUAACCUACUUUUACUUCACUCUAUUUUCAAACUCAAAGCUCGCAGCCACUUUAAAGCGUUCACUGCCUUCAAAGGACUCUGAAAAAGCCACAGAAGUCGAUAAAGGUAAGCUUCUAGUCACAUGUUAUUUAUAUCGUGUGGUUCUAACUACAGAAGGGAAUUUUGCCUCUGGUAGCUAGUUGGGUUGGCGGUUCCUAUCAUCAUUAUCUCAUUGCACCACUCUAAUGCAAAGCAUCCUGUUAAGUGUAUGUUUUAAUUUUUAAGAGGUGAGUACAUCCGCCAUCGUCAUCACGUCGUACUUGUGAAUUCAAAAUUCACUCAGAAUCAUGUUGAUAUGAAGGACACCCAACGUUCGUCCAAUUCCACCAUCGGUUGAGCAGCAUCAAAUCUUACAUUUAUUUGUGGUGUAGAGCAUCGUCAUCCUCAUUAUGAGCAUAGCUAUAAAACGCAGAGUUUCCACCUAAUUAGGAAGUGCAAUAAUUUCUGAAAAUACUUUGACCUAACGAACAGUUUGUAGAGGGCAGAUAAUUUGGCGCAUGGUUCACAUACUCUUAAACUAUCUAUCUUUGCAGAUGUGGAGGCAUUGGAGGGCUAUGCUGACGCUCUUACAGAGGUUGGAGGUUUAACACCCGAACAUCACAAAGCAAUCGCCACUAAACUUGCUUUGGACCUCAUGGAGGACCUCAACAUUGAUGAAAAGGAACGAUCUGAUCUUUUGAAAAAAGAAACAGCCUUCAUCAAAGAUGCAGAGAUCGCAUAUGUUAAAAGUAAGAGAGAGCUGAGUGGGGGUGUGGGCAGAUACCCAGAACUUGGUAUUGCUUUAACUCCUUUGCGUGAUUUCCAGUCUCAGGUACUAAUUAGAUUCUGAUUUUCUUUUAAUGCUUCAUGUAAUUAGGUAGGAUCACCGAAGUCAAAAAAGAAAUGAUAAAGUUUGCCCAAGAGCACCCAGGUGACAAAGAAAGGAUUCGUGCAGAGGCAAUCAAAAGAUUGGAGGAUGUAGUUGAGAAACUUCCUCUCAGAAAGACAACCAUUGAAGCUCAAGAACACAAACUAAAGAGAUCCCCCAUGCUCCAGCAAAUUGUUGCUUCUACAAGCAAAAGAGAAUUGAGAGAAAGAAUCAGAAGAGCUUUAGCUGAUUUUAUUGCUGAGGACGUCGCAUGAACUCCGAGUAGGACAGAAGAGUGACUAAGGCCACGAAAAGCCUUCAAAUCGAGCCAUAAAUGAAGUCAUGUACACAUAGGGUUCAAGCUACAAAAGUGACAUUUAGUUUACUACGUUGGCAUGACAUACGUUUGUAUAAACAGAACUUAUACAAUAGGCUAGAUAUCUUUAGUUCCUUCAUAAUCACAAAUGUAUUCAUUCAACCAGCCAUUCCUUGACCAUUGCCUGAAAAAAAAAAUGUAAAAGUUGAUUUUGUUUGUUGAUUGAUUCCGUAACAUGCUAUGGGUUUCUCUUCCCAUGGAAUUGCAGCUUAAACUUUUUAAAUUAUAUUAAUUGUUUUAAGCAUUUUGAUUAAGGUCUGUUAAAGACCUCUACUGUCACAUAAAACCCGACGACUUUCUCAUACAGGGACUUUGGUAUGGUUGAUAAGGACAAUAGGCCAAGCAGGGCCCGAUGACGUCAUUGUACAAGUUUGCAAAGAAUGCAGGGAAUAAAAACUCGAACAUUUCAAGAUGUGGGGAGUUGUUUAUUUUAGUAAUUACUAGUAAAAGUUCAAGCCCUGCCUAGAUAAAUAAAACUGAAUUAACGACCAAGUAAUUGUAACCCGCUUAAUAGAUUUGUAGCUUUAUGGUCAGAUAAUUAAAAAUUGUAAAUUUGAUCUAUGGAUGUAAAUAAAUUUCUGAAAACAUGCAAUCAGGCGUCAAAAGUCAUAUUUGAAAUAUCAAUUUAUUUCCCAUACAUUUUAUAAACUAUUCUAGAUUUGCAU
Messenger RNA from Pocillopora meandrina, 25525 nucleotides. NCBI's taxonomy places the organism in Eukaryota, Metazoa, Cnidaria, Anthozoa, Scleractinia, Pocilloporidae. The record is from the annotation of a GenBank genome assembly.